GCCAAGUAGGAGGAAGCGGUUACAGUUGCCUGACAGCUUCUAGGAACCUGGGUCGAAACCUUUCAGCACUUUCUUCAUUGCUGCUCACCUUAUCACCGAAGAAGACACUGCUCGGUGAAAAUUGUCACUGUCAAAUAUAUCGGUAAACCAACGUACGUGCAGACCAGGCGACACUUGUAUGUGAUAGUUUCUACUAAUAUCUGUGAAGGGCCCGGGGACUUAACGGGUAAACGACGGAGGGAUGGAGACGCAGAUCCAUGUGCCUGUCGGCUCGCCGGUUAUACGAAGAAUUCCCAUUUUUGUAGACGAGCACGACGUGACGGAAGGGGCAAUGAAGCUCAUUAAAGAGCUGCGACCGGCGUGGGACAAGGACCAUGUCAAGACCAAGUUCUUCACCGACGGUACAACCAACAAACUGGUGGGCUGCUAUAUGGAGGACAGCCCAGAAGACGUGGUCCUGGUCAGAGUGUACGGGAACAAGACUGAGCUAAUUGUUGACCGAGACAACGAGCUUAAAAGCUUUCAGGUGCUGCAUGCAAAUGGUUGUGCUCCUCGUCUGUACUGCACCUUUCAAAAUGGCAUCUGUUACGAAUUCAUGCAGGGGGAUGCUCUCGGGACACAGGACGUCAGGGAUCCUGCUUUGCUCAGACUGAUAGCCAAAGAGAUGGCUCGUAUCCACGCAAUCCAUGCACACAAUGGAUGCAUCCCUAAACCCAACCUCUGGAUUAAAAUGAGAAAAUACUUCUCACUUGUGGCCACAGAGUUCACAGACCAAGCCUCCAACAUCAGAAUCCAGAAGGAAGUACCUAGCAAGGCGGUGCUGGAGCAGGAGAUGGUGUGGAUGAAAGAGCAUCUGUCCACGCUGGGUUCGCCUGUGGUGCUCUGCCACAAUGAUCUGCUCUGCAAGAACAUCAUUCACAACAGCAAAGAGGCUCAUGUUCGCUUUAUAGACUACGAAUACUCCAGUUACAACUACCAGGCGUUUGACAUUGGCAACCACUUCAAUGAAUUUGCAGGCAUGGCAGAGCUGGACUAUGGGCUGUAUCCAAGUCGGGAGAUGCAAAUGGGCUGGCUGAAAUUCUACCUGCAAGCAUACAAACUUUUCACCAAGAAAACCGAGGAGGUCAGCGUCCAAGAGCUGGAGACUCUCUAUGUGCAGGUCAACAAGUUUGCUUUGGCUUCUCACUUCUUUUGGGGUUUCUGGGCCCUCAUUCAGGCGAAAUACUCCUCCAUUGACUUUGACUUCCUUGGGUACGCUGUGUUGCGUUUCAACCAAUACUUCAAGAUCAAGCCUGAGGUGAUGGCCUUACAGAUUCCAGAGUGACCAGACAGAAGGGCGUGCACGCUCUUCUCUUGGGGCCACAGCACAUAUUCGGACCACCACUUGUUCUACACGGCACUUUUCUCUUCAGCAAGCCUUAAAAUCUCUUCAUUCCUCCUGAGUGUAGCUCAACAUCUGUCACAAGACUAGCUCAAGAACUGUUGGAACUCCCUGAGAUGAGCGUGGAUGUUUGUGUGAGUUCUUGCUCGUGUGUGUUUGUCCUACAACACUGGAUUGUCUUGCUUCCAGGCAACUGAGCCUGAGUCUGGAGUUUGGGAGCGAUCUCGCCGGCUAUAAAGCAUCGUAAAUCGGUAGUGAGCGCCACAGGAGAAGCUCGCUUAGUCGCUUUGAUGCUAAUCCUAACAAGCACCAUCCGAAAACUGCGGAGGUAUUGUACUGUGUAGUGGAAAAGAAGCAUCUCUGUGUUCUGUAGCGUCUUCAGUGCUCAGUGCUCUAUGAAUCAGUGCCUCUCCAGCCGUUGGGAAGUAGUGAAAAAUAACAACAGAUGCUUUUUGUGCGAGAAUCUUUCAAUCAACAAUACCACGGAGUGUGUGGUGACACCGUUCCUCCUUUUAAUCGUGUCGUCCUAUCACUUCCUCUCUGGUGCUUUUCGCAGUUUUAGCUGCUACUUCUCAGUGUGUCAGCGUUCCUUUAGAAAGGCUUGCCAUGUUUGGGGAUUCUGCAGAACACAAACGCUUCCACCGCCUCGUAGCCGUCGGUGGAAGACAGUAGUGUGUGUGCUUGCGUAUUUAUUUCAGGACUAAAUGGAUUGUUCAACAUCUCAGGUUCGGUUUUGGGAUGCACUAUAUUCGAUGGGACUUACCUGACCUUCCCUACUUGACUUUUAUGCUUGCUUCGAGCUGCUUUGUUGAACUUUCCAUCUGAAGUUUCCAGACCUCAUGGAAAAUCACCUCACCACCUCAGCCUCACGCCUCUGUGUCCUUCUCGAAAAGGACACUUUCCAUUCUCAGACAAACCCCCAAAACAUUCCUGCUUUAUCACACGCACACGUUUUAUCAGGAAAACAAUCAAUACAAAUCACCUUGGAUUUGGACGCGAUCGCCAGGAAGACAAAGAGAAAUGCUAGAUUGCCCGGCUUAAUGCAUCUUAAAACCACAUUUAGUUAUGUUUGCUUAUUUAAUUUCAUUCCAAACCUGAAACGGUGAAAGUGAGUCACGAGGCCAGUUGAUGAUCCGAUUGGUUGAAUCUAGGGUUGCACGAUCACUUUCGGGCCGAUAUGAGGGGAGUUAUGACAUCAUACCGAUAAAUCCAACAUUAAAAAUAGCUCCGAUAACUGAUCAUUGGUGCGGUACAGCACGGGUGAGCAAAUCAAGCGCUCUUUUUUUCCUCCUGUCGUAACGUCCCCUGAGCAUACAUCCACUUUCCGACUAAGUGUGCGUGCCAGUUGUUCCAAAUGCCAAACAAACCCAUCGAACACACAAAAAACCUUAUCAGACACCUGAAACGCCAGCGCCGCAGCGUUUGAAAAGUGUAAAAGGUUUUACCUCCGUGGCGUGUAAACCUCUUCCGCUCUAUAUUCUGGUUCUCCUGACCUCUGUAGUGGCACACGGGCUGCUCGGACCAUGUGCCUGAAUACAGAGCACCUUGCUGGGCCACAGCAGGUGGCUCCCUCGGCUCGAUACUCUGGUUCCCCUGAUAGUAGUGAUGUGCUAGUAGUAAUGUCAUCAUAUCUAAUUAGAACAAAUCAACAGGUACAGUUGGUACAAAUCCAAAUUUGGUUGAGUCCUUCUUACCUUCAGGUGUGCACAAGCUGCAGUUAAAUCUAAAUUUUAAAAAGUUAUCGGUCUUGAGAAGCAGAAAGUUAUCGGUUUGGAAAAAAACAGAUACCGUGCAUCUCCAGUUGAAUCAGUGAUUUUACCUAACGGUGCAUUCACACUUGCCAUUUUUUUUCCGGGUUCACACAAAGUCUAGUCUUGUAGUUGCUCUGCUGGUGCAGUUUUUUCGGUGAAACCCAACCCCAGACCGGACCAAACAGGCUUGAUUGAGCAUGACUUGGUCUGCUGACUGAACCAACCGCACAAAAGUCACCGCCAAGCCCAAAAAAUAAAUCCAAUAAUAAAAACAAUUAAUAAAAAUAAUGAAUAAUAAUAAAAACAAAAUACAACCUGAUAAUAACGUCAAAGACCACCAAGUAUCUUUCACAUUUUUGGUCCGGGCCACAUCUAUGACAAGUGUUUAGUGUGCCUCACUUUGCAUCAGACACUUGCCCGUAAUUAAAACUGUCACUUUGUUGUUUCAUCUCAGUUUUUCUCAUCUUUUAAGGCUGCUUCAACUGUGUCACUGGUCCCAGUGCCGAAAAGUCGUAGUCUUAAUGCAAAACUUAAUGACCAAAGUUAACAUAUGUACACUAUCUAUAACUGGAGGGAAAGUCAUAUUGAAAAUGCCCUCAUGGAAUUGAUAGAGGGUUAAUCUGCUUAGUAGAUUUGCUGACAAAGAGCUAAUUAGAGAGCUUUCCGUAGACGCCAACUCUAAUACCCAAGCUGGACCAAGCCUUUGCACUAAAGAACUUCUGUUAGUCACCAGAAUGGACCUCAUUUGUUCAUUUCAGGCAUUUAUAGGAAGCGUGUGCUUCCUAUAAAGUCCUGUUUAAACAUGUGAUGUUUAAAAGUCACAAUCGCCACGCUCUCCUUCAAAAAGUAUACUCCCUGGCCGCACCAAAUAUGUUUUCUCUUCAAAACAGUUAUGUUCAAUUGUUAAAUGAGACACUGGACCGAUGGCUUCCAUGACAUGAUGAUGCGUUGUCAUGGAGAUGCCUGAAUGAGUACCUAUAUGCAAAAUUCUAACCAGUCUUGUAUAGUAAUAAUUUCAGUAGCGCUUUCUCCUAAAAAAAUAUAAAUAUAUAUAUAUUUUUUUUUUUUUAUUUGCAUUGGCAGUCAUUUAUUUUUGACUACAUAAAGAUGGUUUUGCUUUACGGGGGUUCAGGUGACAAAUUCAGUUUAAGUCAGUAACAAUACUCACAUUAGUCGCAGUCUUUUUGGAGAUUUUUAGAUGAUUUGGUAAAUUGUCUUUGUACGCACGGUGGAAUCAUACUGAAACGGUUCAUUUGGGUGCGUUGCCAUUCUUUGGAGAGUAACGUUUUGGAUGGGAUGGCUUUUAAGAAUCACUGUACAGGUAAAGGUUUUUUUUUGUUUGUGUGGGGUUUUUUUGUGGUAAAUUGGCACAGAUAGCUAUGUGCAAAAUAUACCCAUGAACUGCUUCAGGGUACGCUUAAAGAUGGAUGUAAAAUAGUGUACGAAAUACUGUGAAAAUGUUUCUGUACAGUGAUCCUUUACUGUAGGACUUGCAAAAUAUAUUUAACAAUUUACUUGGUCUGUUACUUAUUAAAAUAUGCAACAACAAAAAAAGUGCAUUUGAGUGUUUUUUUUUGUUUUUUUUUAAACAUUUGGCCCUUCACCAGUUUGAUCAUUCUUGUUAAUCUGCGGUCUGUGCCUCACCUCACAUUGAGAAGGGACACAGGUGGCAUUUUAUCAAGAUACAGCUGGCAUCAUCAGCGGAACUCUGCAUCAUGCAAGAAUCCAAUAACGAGAUGAUGGAACUGAUAUUGACUCAUCGGGUGACUUCUUGCUCAGUCAACAAUGUACCAUAUUAACCCGUCUACAGCGUACAAUACUGAUAUCGAUACAGUUAUUGCCGUAAACAGUGUUUACCUAAUCCUUGUAUCCUUUUUAGUUCUACCUUUUGUCUAUUGGUGAUGGGCCAUACCAGAUUUUUUUUUUUUAUUCGAUACUGAUGACUUUUGGGGAUUUUUUUCCCCAAAUACCGAUACUUUGUGCGAUUUUUCUCAACUUUAAUCUGUAUUUUUCAUAAUAAAUUACUUUUUUUUUUUUUUACACAAUGUAACCUAAAUAGUUAAAUUGCUACCGUCUUCAAAAAUCAUUUUUCAUAUAUUUUAAUCAAAACACAAAUUAUAUCAAGUAAAUAUCUGGUAUUUAUGAUUGAAGCUGAAGUUGAUUAAAACAUUUGCUUAUGAACAAAGUAGGUUACACAAUGUAAAAAUAGUAGUUUGUGCUUGAAAUCACAACCAGUUUAAUUUAACACUAGUUUCUCAUUAACACGUGUAGUUGUGCUAGUCAACAGUCCCCAGACCCCAUCUGUGUUCUUAACUGUGUACUUAAUGUACUUAUGUCACAAUACGUCUUCUUUGCAUCCAUUGCUUAUUAACAAAAUAGCAACCGGAAAUGGAAGUCAGCUACGUCGCCUGUCUAUGGCGUCAUCGUCGGUUGACUAAAAUAUUAGCAAAAAAACCGUUGAAAUUCUAAAUGCAUAUAAAUACCUAAUCAUGUUGAAUGAAAGGGAUAAAUUCACAUUCAAAGAUACUUUUACCGUCGUUGAAGACGUCUCCAGAGACACGAUGUGGCAGAGAGACACCACACAGACACCUUCUUCCCAGCAUUUGGACGAAGACUGUUAGAAACACUAUUGACUUUAAGAAAUAACUCAAGUUACAACAGGAAGCCGGUGUCCGUGUGGUGUCUUGCUGUCACAUCGUGUCUUUGAGACCACUCACGUCAAGAAACACGUCUUCAGUGAAGGUAAAUGUAAUCUUAAAUGUUCACUAAUCCCUUUCUUCGUCAUUUUCUAUGCAUUCAUAAUUGUUUUAUGCACUACAAAAACGUGACUUUUGUUAACGUUUUUGAGAGUCAACCACUGAUGACGCCAUAGACAGGCGACGUAGAUGACGUUCGGUUCUGGUUGCUGUUUUGUUAGCAAGCUAAGGAUGCUAACAAGAACUUUUGUGCUAAAAGUAUGCAUUGAGAACAUAGUUGGACUCACGCAGUGUAUUAAUAACACGACAAGACGCAAAUGUACGCAAACUGAGGCAAAUUUCCUAAAUUUCCCACGUUAACCGAUAAACACUCUAACCGAGAUGCCACUAGUAAUUAUCUGUACAAAGGACUGUAUGAGUUGCUGGAACCAGAAUUGCUCAAGCAUGUGUAAAGAUACCUAAUGCUUUCCCCCCCCCCUCAUCUUGCAGUAUUGGGUUUAUGCCCAACUAAUCAUAAUAUUUUAGAGAGGUUGGCCAACAAUCAGUGUUUAGUUCUUUGGAGUCUAGCUUAGGAUUUAGCAGUUUGUGUACUUUUACCUUUACAGUUCCCCUUAAAAACUUUAUUUUUUGGCUUUUUUUUUUGCUAGUACAACCGCACAUGCGUGACGCUACAUUUUUUAAAAUUGUAACAUUGUCUAUUAACACAAAUCACACCUUGUAAUGAGGAGUGUUGUCAAUCACACUAAAACCUAAACUCUGCUUGGUUUGAUUUUAUUUAUUGUAAAAAUGUCACGCAACAAAGUUAAAUGUAGCGACAUACUACAGUAGUUAUUUACCUUCAAAGUCAGCCGAGGCAGUGUGCCACAGGCCAAUAAAAAACAAAAACAACAAUAACUUGGAAGUUCCUGGUCCAAGUUCUACACGGCCGCACACGACAUGGGUUUUUUGAAGUAAAAGAAACAUUGCAGUCCGAUGACUCGUUUCUUGAGGGCAUGGCUCUGUCACCAGCACAUGACGCCGUCUCUGAAUACCCGUGGUCUGAUCUCAUGAUAUGUUCUCUUACUGAAGAUACAAUGAAUCUCGAUAAGGCAGGAGUCAUCAGACUGUAAAAAAAUGUCUCAUGUGCCUGAUGAAAAAUACAGAGAUACUGGCCUUCAAAAUGUUUUUUGGAGCAGGUACACUUUGUAUUUUAUGUUGACCUACAGUUAAAAAAAAAAAGAAAAAGUUCAACUUGACUGCUUUUUAAUAGUUUUACACGAGCUGAGUCUCAAUGGACGCACUUCUGUACUGACAAGUGUGACAAAAUGCAGUGUGCCUGUCAGUAUGAGGGUGACAGUAUUUUGAUACCGGAAGUUGAUGCCAAAGAUGCCGUAUCAUUUCAAUACAGUCGUCCCUCGUUAAUUGGUUCCAGACCCGACCGCGAUAAAUGAUUCAAUGUUCAUAAAUUGAAUAUUUUCGUAGUUAGAGCAUAUAAAACCUGUUUAUGGCUUUCUAAAUAUGUUUUUAACAUUAUUAGAGCCCUGUAGACAUGAAAUAACAUCACUAUAGCAUCCUUUAUGCUUCUGUUAUUCAUUGUUUACACCAGAUUGCACAACUAUUAUUCUACAUGGACUCUAUCUAGUGAGCUAACCAGUUAGCCUCGAAUUUAUUUCUUCUAAACUUAAGACAGUAUAUAUUCUUAGUCAAUGAUUAAGUACCAUCGACACCAGCUACUUUAAGACUUGCACGUCUACUAAAGUAUUUUUCCUGGAAGGCACUUUUACUCAGGUAUGGCUUCUGGGUACUUCAUACAAGCAUCGGCAGUUUUUGAUCCAAUGCGGUGAACUCCACAUUCCUCCUGGUACUGCUGGUUCUCCAGGUCCUUGAACACCUGAGUUUGUUCAGACAUGAACAUGUGGAAGUCAGCCAGCGGGGAUGCAUACGUUGUCACUCUUCUCAUUAAAAAAAAAAAAAAGUCUCGCUGGCACUAGGCAGGUUUUCUGCUCCAACUACGGAAAUGAUUAACACUGAAUCCUGUAUUGCGACUUGAACCAAUUAACCGCGAUAAACGAGGGACGACUGUAUUCGAGUUGCGUCACGUAAUAAGUCGUAGAAGCUGCGCUACGCAAUGCAAUCAGUGUAAUAUGGUUGAUGAAAUAGGAUUUAUCUUAACUGAUAUUGGCAAUAUGAUUUUAAAAAUUAUUCUGUCCUUAAAAAUGAUUUCCAAUUUUCUCAUAAACGAGUCAAUAAAGUCCCUGCACCAGCCAGCAGAGGGCACCAGAAGCACACAGUGACAAAGGAAAGCAAAAUGCAAUAAACACAACCAAUUUAUUUUAUUGCAAGAAUAAAACCCACAAAACAGUAAAAUGUACAACUUUAAAUUACACAAGCUCUUAUAAAACAAAAUAAAGUAUCUUUCUAUAUUUACAUCAGCAGGGGUAACGACCAAAGACUCAGUAGUAUGUCUCCAACAAAAUAAGAAAGAAAGUUUUCCUCUGCUGUCCUUUUCAGCGCAGCAUGACUUAGACGGGUCCCAACCCUGAGCUUUCCCCGUUUUGCUUUUGUCAAUCUUGCAGUUAUUCUUUUCCCGGUGGCUACCGGAGCGGUCAAAUCAGGACCACCUUUACGUUGCAGAAGCUGCUUUUGUACUGCAUGGUUUCUUUUACAUUCACGUACACGACGGACUUACAUGCUCACUGUGCUUCAUUGCAUGGAUGAUCAAGAAAAUGAAGAAUACACGUCCAGGUUUGGUUUUCAGCAUCAACUAGCGUAUCGUCGGCAGGUAUACCAAAUCCUUUGACUGUCAGAAAGUGCUGACAUGGAGUCUAGUGCAAGUCUAAUGCUGCAAGGUACUGCGGUACGGCGGAGUUUUACGGCCACAUUGAAAAAAACUCCCCCUCAGAUUUCAAGAAUAAAGCCGUAAAUUUAGGGAAAAAAAGUAGCAAAUUUACAAGAAAUAAAGUCAUAAAAUUAUAAGAAAUAAAGUCUUAAAUUUACGAGAAAUAAAGCCGUAAAUUUAUGGGAAUAAAAAGUAGUACAUUUACGAGAAAAAAAUGUCAUAAUAUUACAAGAAAUAAAGUCGUAAAUUUGCAAAGAUGAAGUGGUACGUUUGCGAGACUAAAGUUGUAAAUUUAUUAGAAAUUUGAGAAAUAAAGUUGUAAAAUUACAAGAAAUAAUGCUGUAAAUUUAUGAGAGUAAAAAGGCGUAAAUGUACGAGAAAAAAAGUCGGGAAAAAUUACGACAAUAAAGUCGUACAUUUACAAGAAUAACGUGUGAUGGUGUCGUACGUGCCAGAGGGAAAAUAGAACCUAGGUCUUCAGGAAGGAAGGAAACGUUCCUCUUCCUUCAGGCAAGCUUUUAUUUAUAACGUGGCAGCAAAACAGCAGUUGAGCACAAACAGAUUAGCAUGGCUAGCCCUUUUCACUUCCACCUUCCUUACCCCGCCCUGCCCACAUGCCCAAGGCCAUAGGUCACAUAAGUCCCCCCUUUCAAUAGCUGUCUCAGGCAAUGCCUGUAACGUAGUUACUAUUUUUUUCUUGUACAUUUACGACUUUAUUCUCAAAAUCUCCAAUUAUUUUAAUACUCUGUCGCAACAGGCAUUGCCUGAGACAGCUAUGUAAAGCGGGGACUUAUGUGACCUAUGGCCUUGGGCAAAGGUAAUAUUAUGACUUUUUUUCUCAUAAAUGUACGACGUUAUUCUCAUAAAUGUAUGACCCUUUUUCUCGUAAAUUUGCAACUUAUUUUCUCGUAAAUGUACGACUUAUUUUUUCAUAAAUGUACGACUUAUUUUCUCGUAAAUUUACGACUUAUUUUCUCAUAAAUGUGGGAGGUUUUUUUUGUAGAUUUACAAUGUUAUUCUCGAAAUCUGAGUUUUUUUUUCCCAGUGUGGCCCUAACACUCUGUCGUACUGUGGUUCCCCCCCCCCAACUGGUUCAGAUGCCUUGCAUUGUCCCAGGAACAUCACCAUAGACUUGAUUUGUGAUGGAUGUCUAUGGAAUAAUAAUAAUAAUAAUAUUAAUAAUAAUGAUAAUAUGGCAUUCUAUUGAGUGAUCAGUGAUCAAAGAAUGCCUGACUGGACUAAUUUUACUUUGAACUGUAAACUCUUUACCCACCAAUUUCGCACAAUGGCAACAUUACCAAAAUAUUUCAGAGGUAAUUAAAAAUAAAAAUAAAAUAAAAUCGAUACGAGUAUAUGCGUUCUGUCUGAAGUGUGUGAAGCUGCAUCGGCACGAGACGUCUGGAUGUACCCGUAAACUGGCUUUAAAAUAAGAUCAGUUCCAAGGAAAUUAACUUUAAAAAACCUUUUUUAUUACAGAUUAUUGUGCCUGUUGUGAGACAAUUCAAACUUGGAAUAGGCUGGUGCUUGUGUGUCUCACCCAACAUGACAGUGUAGAAUACUUCAUAUCAUCCACGGGGUCUUGAACGAAUCUUCUGAAUGCCUUAUAUUAGAUAUUCAUAUAUAUUGUUUUCAAAGCUAUAACUUGCUGCUUCUCUACACUGAUAUGGUACUGAUAGCCUUUUGAUAGCUACUUAAAACAACAACAACUGUAGUUUAGGCACACCUGGCGGUAAGGAGGAGUGGAACAAAUGUAUCUUCCUCAGAAAGUGAAUGUUUGUUUACAAGCGAGCUCUGUGGAAGUUACAACAGGCCGUUACCGCCAAAGGCAGGAGACAAAAGGAGCACUUGAUUUGCUCAGCUGCACGUUACGGGUAAUCUCGCCUCAUUGGACCGUUUUUUUUUUUUAAAGUGGAGCUAUUUUUAAUUUUAUCGGAUUUAUCGGUAUGAUGCCGUAAUUCCUGCAUAUUGGCCUCGUGCACCCCACCUUGUAUACAGUAGUUACUGUAUUUUAGGUCAUUCUUAUGCUAGAAAAUGCUGAAUUGAGGCAAAAAAUGCACAAAAUUAGCUUUAACAUGUUUUUGUUUGUUUUACUAAUAGUAGGCCGUAUUCAACCAUGAAACAGCAGAACUUAUUCAUAUAUCUUUGAAAAACCGCGAUAAAGUGAAGUCUUCCAUUUGAGACACAGACUUAGGGUUCGUCUGUGUUGUGAUAACCCAACUCUACCAGCAGGCGGCAGCACCGCCACAUGAAUAGGACAGCCCCGUUUAAAACCCAUUAUGUCCCAAACGGGUGCAAACAUGGAUUGUUUGUCCUUCCCUUUGCUUCCCCCAAGACUUCAGAGGCAGGUCAGAUACAAGACAAGACACGUUUCCACCUCUGAGAUCAUAAAUUAACAUUUCCUGCUUUCAAAUGAAAAUCUUUUGACAUGAAAUGAGUAAGGUAAGAAGAGCUUGUCUUUCAUUUACAAGGGACUAUGCUAAACGGGGAACCGGCUUUCGCUGUACUCAAAGCGCUUUGACGCCGCCACCAGUCAUCAGAAGCGACUGCGGGGAGGAGGGACCACUCGCCAACCGGCUAAAUCCCGUCUUUUUCCCUAAGUUUUACUCCUUUUCAAUCUGUCAGGAGCACCAGUUCUCCCUCACUUCUUUCCCCUCCGUCGCUUUCCUCCCCUUCGCUGUACGGCGCCUGAUCUUGCCGGCUUUCCUUCUGUCUCACCCCGGGUAGAGAGGUGGGCGUGACCCGGCCCUCGACUCGAUGCGACGUGGGCGGGGCCUGUGGCAGGUAAUGCUCCAGUAAGGAGGAGUGGAAGGACAUGGCCGCCACGGACACCGAAGAGCCUGCACCGCCCGGGUACAGGGCGUCGCUGUGCGAGUAGUGGAUGGACUGUGGUUCUGUUGGACUGAACAGCAACAUUUCCCAUUAGAGUAAUGCUUAUUUGGUACAUUUACAUGCAGUGCAGACAUCAGCUAAGAGCAGCUCCUUAAUCUGAUCUGGUCGUGUUGCACGCUUUAAAUCAGGGGUGUCCAAAGUCCGGCCAAAGUGCCAUUUGGGGUCCGCAGCUGUUUUUUUAUUGGCCCGUGGCACAGUCGAAAAAUGUAAUGUAACAAGAAAUCUACACAAAACAAACAAAAAAAACCAGCAAAAUUGGAAAAGUCAUUAGUAAUUUUACAAGAAUAAAGUAAAAAUAUCAAGAAAAAAAGUUGUAAUUUGACGAGAAUAAGUCGCAAUUUUAGGAAAAUAACGUGAGAAUAUUAUGAGGAAAAAUAACAUCAUUACAGUAGCAUCAAGUUCAAAUGUUAAAAAAGUAGUAUUAUGAAAAACAAAACAAUAAAGUUGUACAUUUUGGGAAAUUGGGAAAAAUGUAUAAUGUUACCACAAUAACGUCAAAACAUUGUGGGAACAAAAUCAUAUUUACGAGAAGAAAGUUGAAGGAGUUGGAAACUACAAAAAAAACAGCUGUAAUUUUAGACAAUUUUGACUGAUCUUUCAAGGCGCAUAGAAUAUUGUGUUCUGUGGUUACAGAAACAUGGAACCGACCAAAGGAAACAUUACACUCCCCUCUUUCAUCACAAAGUUUGUUUCUACUUUUUCUGUUCUCUGGUAAUCAGCAGUAGAACAUAGCUAAGUUUCAGGAAAAUAUCAGUUCCCGACUAAAAAAGGGAGAAAACCAGCUUUUUGUGAAAAGACACAUUUCAAGCAUAACUUUCACUUUGACACCAAUAUUUUCCUUUUGUGACAGCUCAAAUAUCUAAACAACUACACCACAACGUAAACAACACAAAAAAGGGUUGUUUUACAUUAAAAUAACUAUUUAUUUACAAAUUAUAACACCAUGAACUAUUUACAAUUUUCACAUUUGGAGCUAAACUGUGUGCGUGCAUGUGUGCACGCGUUAAAAUUUCCCUACAGUGCAUAACCUUCUGCACGCUACACUGCUCCACGCUCUUUCACUUCCUCCUUGCUGCCGAGUGUGUUUGUGCAUGCAAAUGAUCCAUGCCGAGCUCUUAUCAAAUGCACUUCUGUCACCCUGAGGCCGUUUUCAUGGCUUACACCUGCUCUAAAAGUGACAUCUAUUAGUGCGCACUUGCGCCAUCACGUCCUCUUGCGCAGAAAAAACAUAAAAGAUGUACAAAUAUGUCUGGGAUCGGGCGUUCAGGUUUAUAAAAACGUAUAAAUACGUCUGGUAUUGAAUGAGUUUAAGAAAAAAAUAUUUUUUCAAAGUUGUAAUAUUAUGAAAAACAAACAAAACAGCAAAAUAAAGUUGUAAUUUUUGGAAAAUUAGGUUGCGGAAAUUUUUAAUAAGCGAAUUAAGUCAAAAUAUUAUGGGAAUAAAGUCAUAAUAUUACAAGAAUGAAAUUUAAUGAGAUUACUUAAGAAGAAAGCUGAAGUAUUUGGAAAAUGUAAAAAAAAAAACCCCAGCAAAAACGCGUGAAAAAAAAGAGCAAAGUUCAUACUAACAGGCUUCUUCCACCGCCAUCACAAAGGUGAGAUGCAGGGUUUUUUGAAGUAUAUAAUGUAUAACGUCUUAGUAUAUUUACAUUGUUGCUUUACAGCCGUUCAUUUCCAAGUAUGCGGGCCUUGAUGGAAAAAGUUUGGACACCCCUUUUGGACAUUAAAAAUGUUAAAACUAAUCUACCGUAGGCAGCUUUUUGGCCCUUGACCGUCAACGCAGGUUUUGCAAGCUUGGCAAAGUGAAAGCGUUGUGGGAAAGACGUGGGUUCCAAUAUUCAGUUCACAUCGCAACAGGCCGAAAUGAUUUUUAUGCUCCUAUUCUGGAACAAGACGUGAAGCACGUGGAGUAUUUCUACCUCCGUGUGUAGGUCGCCCUCUGCUCCUGUCGGCGACUCUUCAUCAUGGCUUUGUAUUCGCCCACCCUCAGCCUGCGGCCCUCCACGAUGCACGUGCGUUUGGGCCGAGGUUUGUACUUGUAGUCGGGGUAGCGCUCAAGAUGCUGCCUGCUCAGCCUGGCUUGUUCUUCGUAGUAAGGCUGCUUCUCCUGGUUGGACAUGGACUUCCACCUGGAACCUAAAAGCAAAGACACGUUUCCAAAAUGAGGAGGCGAGUCAGUGGCGGUGACGUAAACUGAAUGUUUUUCCGAUGUCUGCUUGUCAGUGGAGACCAUGUAAAACUGAAAUUCCCUUCCCGGACGAGCUUACGCUCGACAAAAUGCUAUAGUUGGCAUGCUAACUGUUAGCAUGCGUACACCUGGCUGGCAGGACAGCGCUAAGUAUCGAUGCAAGUUCAAUGAAAAUAUGUAAAAAGCUAACAUGGUAACUAUUAGCAUGCUAGCAAUGCUACCACCCGCAGCACAGUUGAAAUGUAGAAUUUAACAAGAACACACAAAAAAAAAAACAACUGCAAAAAUGGAAAAAUCAGCAGUAAUUUUACAAGAAUAAAGUCUAAAUAUUAACAGAAAAAA
Dunckerocampus dactyliophorus (ringed pipefish) is the source of this 14065-nucleotide messenger RNA. RefSeq names its product ethanolamine kinase 2 (gene etnk2). The record is from RefSeq and is a predicted model, not a curated record. The transcript is spliced from 9 exons. Gene Ontology annotation, cellular component: cytoplasm. Gene Ontology annotation, biological process: phosphatidylethanolamine biosynthetic process. Bases 242 to 1324 code for a protein of 360 amino acids. Gene Ontology annotation, molecular function: ethanolamine kinase activity. Lineage: Eukaryota; Metazoa; Chordata; Actinopteri; Syngnathiformes; Syngnathidae.